CCAUAUUAAAAUAAUUGGGGAUGCCUGGGUACCAUAUGCUCUUUUUUCCUUUAAAAAAAAAAGUUUUUUUUCUCUCAAAAAAUUUGGGGCGCUACGCGAGUGAACGUAUAUAUAUGUUUGGACCGUUUAAGGGUUAAUUAUCUGUUUAUGUAGCCUAUGUAUGCAAGUAGCAGAAGUGCUUGUCACUAAUGCCUCUAAUAAUUUACCAUACUGCAGGUGGCUAUGCUUAUCUGGACAUCACCAAAACUGUUAACCCCUAUGCACGUGGCGUUAUGAACUCCACGGAGAUAUCUGCCACACAUGCUUCGUGCUUUUCCUUCUCCUACAUGCUGGAUGGACCCCAUGGUCUUAAUAUCUUCCAACAGCAUGGAAGAGAUCUCCAGUCACUUUGGUUCCAUGAAGGACCACAAGGAGCAGUGUGGAUGGAUGGUCAAGUCACUGUUGCUUCAGAUGAAUUGUUCAACAUCCUUGUGGAGGGAACAAGAGCAGACACUGUAGAUGGUAACAUUGCCAUAGACAGUAUUACCCUUACUGAUGGACCCUGUAUAAUACCAGAGGAGUCUUGUGACUUUGAGAGUGAUCACAUGUGUGGAUGGCAGCCUCUUGGAAGCCCUGGCCCAAAUGACCCCAAGUGGGUAUGGGCUGAUGGUCAAGAUGUGCCUUUAAUAGACCACACUACAGGAACUGAAAAUGGGCAUGUACUGAGAGCAAGCAAUAACUGGAAUAGCAGUGCACUAAACUCAGCAUUAAUCUCUUCAAAGCUCUAUUCGCCACAAGCUGUCUCAUGUGUGAGAUUCUUUUACUUUGCACUGAAAGGGACUGCUGCAAUACUUAGAUUGUACUAUGCUGAAGAUGACACUGCUGCCACUGCAGACCUUGCCCCAGUAAUAGUGUGGGAAGCACCUGUUGGCCAAGUCUCAGAGUGGAUGGAAGGCAGAGUGGACAUUAGCAUUAAUUUUUUCAAAAUACAAGUACAAGCCAUUUUUGAAACUCAAGACAACACUUCGUUUGUGGCCUUUGAUGAUUUUAGUAUCCAUUAUGGCACUUGUGGUAAUGCAGCUGAAUGCAAUUUUGAAGGCUCUAAUUUUUGUGGAUGGACUCAUUUAUUUAAUGAAGAGGCUUUUUGGGAUAUAACCAUAAGCAAUGACCACACAAAUGGAGAUCUUGGUGGUAAGAUGCUGGUCUUAGAGCCCACUAAAUAUGAGAUGGGAGAUGCAGCAGUACUCAGGAGUCCAAUCAUGACACCUGCUGCAGCCAUAUCUGCUUGUCUCCAGUUCUGGUUUCACAUGAAUGACACUGCAGAAGGCACAGUUAAUUUUUAUAUUGAGCCUGUAGAAGAGAUGCGCAUCCUGGUUUGGAGCAUGAGCAGUGUACAGUCAAGUCCCUGGAAUGUAGGUCGUGUUCCACUCCAUGGAGUUACAGAUGGUUAUUUCUUCAUUCAGCUGGAAGGCAUUGUGGGAGCCAAUCAACUGGAGAAGAUUUGUAUUGAUGAUGUGCUGACAUUUACUGGACAGUGUAGCAUUUGGCCUGAAGAAGCUCAACCCAAUAAUAACACUGACUCUACAUCCACUACCAUACAGGAAGGAUCAACCACUACACCUGAACCACUUGGAGAAAAUGAUUGUGACUUUGAGUCCUUUUUGCUGCCAACAUGCUUAUGGUAUAUUUCUAAUGAUAAUGGGACGGUACCAUGGAUUUGGUGGCAUGGUCCUACAGACACACUGUCUCCUGGUCCAGCCACAGAUCAUACAUUAGGCACAGAUUCUGGGCACUAUAUGUAUGUGGAAGCUCAGUGGUCAUUUCCUCCAUCUUCUGCCGUGAUGUAUAGAGAUCAAUUAGAGGGCGUCCAGUGUUUGCGUUUCUGGUAUUACAUGUUUGGUGAGAAAACACCAGACCUCAUUGCCACCACUGAAGAAAAUGGUAUUAUAAGUGAGCCGAUCUUCUUCAGGACUGGUUCACAGGGAGACUUUUGGCAUCUAACCUCUAUGAAUAUACAAGCCAGUUCAGCAGACUAUAAUGCUGUUAUCAGAGCAGUGUGGAAUGAGUCUUGUCAAGGCAUUAUAGCAGUGGAUGAUAUUCGACUUCACUCAGGUUCUUGUGUUCACAAUCCUAGUGACCCUCAUGCUCUCCAUGACUUUGAGGAGAACGGUUCUUCGUUUAGUCUUAUUAGUGGUGGUCAGGUAGAGUGGAGCACCAUGAGUACUGGGAAAGAGCCAGAUCACACACUUGGCACACUCAAAGGUCAUUUUGCUAGAGCUGAUUUAUCCAAAUACAGCGCUGGAGAGCAGGGGAAAAUUACUUCUCCAGUUUACAAGAUUCAGGGCAUAACAUAUAGGUGUGUCAACUUCUACUAUUACCUGUCAGGCUUGCCAGGCACAAGUAAACUAUCAGCUUUUAUUCAGAACACUGAUGAUGAUAGUUCUGAAUUAUCAACAGUCAUAAGCAUGGAACUUCUCUUUGAGCAAACAGAAAGUCAAGGCGAUCACUGGGUAAAAGUGGAAAGACAUAUCAGUGAGAUAACAAACUUUCAUCUGAUAUUUGAGGCUCAAGUUUUGGAGAACAACACCAAAGCUGUCAUAGGAAUAGAUGAUGUAUACACUAACACAGAAGUUUGUGAGGGAUAUGAAUGUGACUUUGAGCAUGAUCUUUGCUCAUGGACAAAUUCACAAGACAUUCUGCUAAAUUGGUUGUUUACAAAGCCCAAAAAAAUGCUCAAACCAGGACCGCUUACUGAUUUUUCCUGCCACCCUGUCUCGGUGGAAUGCAGCCAGUGGAUUGAAAGAAAGAAGAUUUAUGUCAUUAUAACUGGCAUGUUGGACUUUGAGCAAAAUACUUAUAUUGCUCUAGAUGAAGUACAAUACAUUGAGAAUGGUCAGUGUGGUGUUGACUAUAUAAUGCCUAGUACUGCUGAUCCUACUAUUCAAGCAAUGGAUGACAUAGCAUGUGGCUUUGAUAUUGACACAUGCAGAUGGAUAGGAUCAGAUAUGCUUAAAGUAGGAAUGGAAGCUGGAGUGCAUGCAGAUCAAGACCAAGGAAACUAUCUUUAUCUAGCCGUCCAUGACUCCAAUGAAGCACCCUAUCAAUCAGUUCUUCAAUCCAGGCGUAUAGCAGAGAAUCCACGUGAUUUACAUGAUUAUUGUUUCCAUUUCUGGUACUACAUGUUUGGCUCAUACACCCCAUGGCUUUCAGUAAAGCAGAACAUUUUCAGGAAACAGUGGAAUAACUUAUCAACUACAAAUAUCCUCUGGGAUCGUGUGUCAGGCAUGAUUGAUUUAUGGCAUGAAGCAAGUGUUGCAGUUGAUACUAAUGAUGGUGACUGUCAGCUGGAGCUGGAGGUUACUGUGGAUCCUGCCUCAGAAGGAACAGUUGCUUUUGAUGAUGUGGAAAUAUGGACUGGGCCAUGUGAAGCAUCUCUAAUAGACUGUGACUUUGAAGUAAACAGCUGUGGCUGGGAGAAUGAUGACAAAUAUCCACUAACAUGGUCAAGAGUCAUAGCAGAAGAAGGGUCAGAAUCAAUGGGUUAUGACCAUACCACCAAUACUCAGAGAGGACACUACAUGUUCCCGCAGUUGGCUGAUUCACUGCACACAGAAGGAUAUGGCUUAUUAGUUGGACCAUAUUUAACUGCAGGUGGUGGUGAACAGUGCCUCAGAUUUUGGUAUAACAUUGAAGGUUUAAGCACAAUAGGCUUAUUGGCAAUUGGAGAAGAAGGAAAUGAAAAUGAAUUAUGGAGCCACGCUGGAAACCGUAUCAACGGCUGGACACUAGGCCGAGUAGAUGUCAACGUUAACAGAACUAUGAAGCUUGCAUUUAAAGCUGAAUAUCCCGAAGAGUUUGGUAAUUCUGUGGUCUUGGAUGACAUCAGCCUUGUUCCAGAUCACUGUCCUAGCAACAUAUUAUCUUGUGAUUUUGAUGAGAGUCUUUGUGGCUGGAGUAAUGUGUUUAUGAGCACUCUGCCAUGGCUUGUGGGACAAGGCUUCACCAUUGACCCAGAUAUAGUGUCUGGGCCUUUUACUGAUCACACAUCUCAAGAUGGGCUCUAUGCUUAUAUUGACUUCACAGUAGAUGGUGUCACUGGUGGUGUUUCUCAGCUAAUAAGUGAAGAGGUGCCAUUCCAAGAUAGUGCCUGUUUGUCUUUCUGGUACCUCAAGUAUGGAGAAAGCAUGAGAUCAGGAAUACUGUCGGUCAGGAUGGUAAAGAUUCAUGAUAAUAAUCACCCGUUUGACCUUCUGAACCUGGACAAUACUGUCAAUGUCAGACAUUGGACUCACAGCAUGCUAAAUAUCAGCAGCCCAGAAAACUUCUAUAUUACAUUUGAUGCAACAAAAGUGACAUCAGAUCAGUUUAUUGCUAUUGAUGAUAUCAGUUACUUUAAUGAGGACUGCACCAGUUUACCAGCAACUACACCAGCUCCUUCACAGUUUGUCACAUGUGAUUUUGAGGCAGAUGAUCUGUGUGGGUUUACUCAGAGACAGGACGACAACUUUGACUGGACACAUGGAACUGGCAGUGACAAUGCGCUACUUCCUAAUGAUCACACAACAGGAGAUAUUUCAGGGCACUACUUAUACGUUGACUCCAGUAAGAGUAAUUCUGGAGCUUAUGCAAGCCUUGCUGCUCCUGUAGUCUCUGAAUUACCUGAAGCUUGUGUAGCUCUUGUGUACUUCACCUCCAGUAAGACUGGUGUGCUGCAGGUUUGGCUUCAUACUCAAGAGAUUCCUGAAGCCAUCUUACUUGGGGAAUUCUCUGCUCCAUUUGAUACAUGGACUGGUGUGAGGAUGUCAGUUUUGGCUGCAGGGGUAUGGCAAAUAGAGCUUAAAGUUGUAGUUGAGCAUAAUGGUGGAUUUAUAGGUAUUGAUGAUUAUAUCAUGGGACCUGGUGCUUGUCCUGACCCAGUAUCCUGUGACUUUGAGGAUGGUAUUUGCUUAUGGCAGAAUUUGGAAACUAAUAAAUGGACCACUGGUCGUGUGACAGAUGACCCAAGCCAGUCUCCUGGCUUUCAGUAUGCACCUCCAUAUGAUCAUACAAGUGAGACACCAUAUGGACAUUAUCUAUACUUCUAUGAUGGGAAAGAUGAUGCAUCUUCUGCCAAAAUAAUAUCAGAGACCUUCACCACUGAGAAAGAUUCAUGUUUUUCAUAUUGGCUUCAUAUGUUUGGUGAUAAGGUAGGCAAACUGCAGUUACUGUCCUUGAGUGCAGGAGAAUCAGCUGUAAUGAAAACCAUAGAAGGAUCACAGGGCUAUGAAUGGCAACAAUUUGAGAUAGAGAUAAGAGAGACUUAUCAGCAAUGGUUAGAAUUUGCUGUUGAGGGUGUAGCAGGACACAUCAAUGUGGUGGCAUUAGAUGAUAUUGAACUGUACGCUGGUUCUUGCCUUGAUAACUCUAGUCUUCCAGAUUUUCGUUGUAAUAAUGGGGAUAUCAUCCCCCAGAAUGAGAUUUGUGACUACAUAGUGCAGUGUGUUGAAUCAGAAGAUGAGAAAUGGUGUGCCGACUGUAAUUUUUCAGAGGAUACAUGUGGCUGGCACAACAUAGAUUCUUCUCAGGAUAAUACUCAUCUGUGGUGGCAGAGACUUCAAGAUGCCACUGUGACCCAAUAUGACCCACAUUUCUAUCAUAUGGAGGUGCAAGAGAAAGAGGGUCCUGUAAUCAACCAGCCUCGCAUGCUAACUAACCUUUUACAACCGACACAUCAUUCUUGUGUCUUAAAAAUGGACUAUGAACUCUUUGCUUCUGUGGCACCUGGUCCAAAACUGAGUGUUUAUUUAGAUCGUGUUGGUUCAGAUCUGACUAUGCUGUAUGAAGCCCAAAGUCACUUGAAGGAGUGGCAGACCUUACAGCUUCCUCUUGGACGUGUUUCCUCAUCAUACCACCUUCUGGUUGAGGCAUCCAGCUCAAAUGAUCCAUCACAGAUAAUAGCCUUUGAUGAGCUAGAGCUGUUGAACUGUUAUCCUCCUGAGAUGUGUUAUGAUUUGCCAGAAGGAUACCAGUGGUGUGAUAACAAAGCAUGUUUCCCAAAUGAUGCAUUGUGUGACUUUACUGAUGAUUGUGGUGACUAUUCUGAUGAGGCCAGUUGUGAAAAUUAUCCUCUACGGUGUAGCUUUGAAAAUCAGAGUCUUUGUGGCUGGACAGCUUCAGAGUUCUUUAACUUGACCCAAGCACGGAUGAACAGUAUGGCGCCCUUCAGAGACCAUACUGUCAACAGUGGGGAUGGUCAUAUCAUGUUGCUUGCUUCGCGUUCUCCCCGCCAUGCUAUCAUCACCAGCCCACUUAUUGCACUCUCUGAUAACUGUCAAAUUCGCUUGUACCAUGCUGUUUCUGGGGCAGGAUCGACCUACUUAAGAGUGCGUUUGCGAUCAUUUAAAAAUGAAGCCAUAAUUUCAGAGGAGACUAUUCAGUCACAUGAGGAAGGAACAUUUUAUUGGCAACACUUCUCACAAUCAUAUUCUGUUAAUGAAAUUUACUAUUUUGAACUGGAAGGAGAAAUACAAGAAUGGGGAUCAGUUGGUUUGGACGAUAUCUCUCUCACUCCUGAAUGUCUGAUAGUUCCAGCAACGAUAACACCACCACCUCUAACCACAACUAAAGGCCCUUGUGAGGAGGGAUUUUUCCCAUGUGAAGAAGACUCCGGUUCAGUUAUAUGUAUCGAACAUUAUCAGGUGUGUGAUUUUAACAAGGAUUGCCCACGGAAUGAUGAUGAGAUACUUUGUGGCACAACAGACUUUGAGAGUGACUAUGGUGGCUGGCAGGAUGUAAGCGACACUGCAUAUGCUUGGUCUUGGAUCAAAGCUGCUGAUACUUCCUACCCUAAUUGUUCAGCGCCUAACUUUGAUCACUCCACUUUAAAUGGGGAAGGACAUUAUAUGUGGGCUCCUGCAAAGCUUUCAGAUAUUCCUGAAGCAACAGCUACAAUGGAAACUCCAGCUCUUGGACCCUCAGGUCUGGCCUGCACUAUGAGUUUGUGGUAUUACUGUCAAGAAGAACCAACAUUAACAAUCAUGGCAUGGACCACUGAUGAGAUUCAUGAAUUAAUAAGUAGCAAAGAUUUGCCAUGUUAUUAUCAGGGUCAAGAAUGGCAUGAAAAUCAGUUGUUUAUUGGCGAACAGACUGUUCAGUUCACAACUGAAGUGAGAAGCACCAAAUUUUCAUCUCUCUGGAGCAACACCCAGUAUGAUGUAGCAGUUGAUGACAUUACCUUCAGCCAAUGCUCAUUAAAGGAACCACCAACAGCUGAAGACAUAAAGUGCUCAUUCUCAGAGCCUUGCAACCUCUAUCAGAGCCACAAAGAUGACAUGGACUGGGAACCUUAUGUUGAAUAUUAUAAUACAUUCAUGACUGCUAAUGGAGACAAUGAAAACCAAACAGCCGUUCUAGAAACACAGCAGCGGAUUGCUUCUGUUGGAUUCUGUGUUUCAUUUCGGUAUUUCAUCAUUGGUAAAGGAAGCCUUGAGAUUGCCAUAAUUAGUGAACAAAGUAACGAGACUGUUUGGAGACGUGGAGGAGGAAUGAACUUCUUGGACUGGUAUAUCCAGCACCUUAGCCUGUUCAGUGUCUCUGAAUACCAGAUAUGGAUCAUUUCCCACACUGGCAACCCUGAAGAUGAAAUAAAGUUGGAUGAUGUGGCUAUCAUUAGUGGCCCAUGUCCAGCAUCCCUUACCUGCAGCUUUGAUGAUGAAACAGAAGCCUGUGAAUGGGAGAAUUUCUUCACAGAUAGUGCUACACUACCUUGGUCAAUUGGAUCUGGUUCUGAAAAUAUCACGUCUGCACCUGCUGUGGAUCAUUCCUGGGGAACUGCCUAUGGCCACUACCAGUUCCUUAAUCUACAGAUCAAUCAGAACAACCAGCUGGCUUACCUAAGAAGCCAAGAAAUAAGUACCACUACCCCUGAGGGUGAUUGCUUCCAGUUUUGGUUCUAUCUCUAUUCGGUUAAAUCAGGAGAAGAUGUUGGUGAACUAGGUGUGCGUUUGUUAGCCAACCAAACGGUAAUGACUGAACGCAUUUGGCAACACACAUUCAAUGGCCGUGAUGGAUGGCAGUAUGGAGAAACAACCAUCAAAUAUGAGACAAAUUUCAGUGUUGUACUUGAAGGGUUAAGACUUAGUGGAUCACAAGGAUUUAUGGCAUGGGAUGAUCUGACUGUGAAAAGAGGUGCCUGUGAAGCCCCAGGGACAUGUGAUUUUGAAGGAGGGUUGUGUGGCUGGAAAGAUGUACCGGACUCCUAUAACAAUAACUGGGCUUGGCUUAAGGCAGAAGAAACAAGAGAUGGUAUGCUAACAGACCACACAACAGGCACUGGAAAUGGCCACUAUGUCUCCUUUGACUUGGCACAAUGUAACUAUGGGUCAUCUUGUUAUGGUGAUCUUGUGAGCAGUGAUAUCACACCACAAGGAAGUCAAUAUUGUUUACACUUCUACAUGAGCAAUCUUCACAGCGAAUAUGACAAAAAUACUGUCCUGCUUGAAGUGGUUAAUGUAGAAGAGAACACAUCACAGCUUGUGGCUUCAUAUGUAAAUAAUUACAACAACAUUUGGACCUAUUUCCAGCAACAAUUAAACAUCUUGAAUCAUGUCUUCCAUCUGCGCUUUCGGUCAAAAAUGCUUAUAAAUUUACUUGAUGAUGGAGCAUACAAUGCACUAGAUGAUGUGGAGUUCUCACUUGGAGAAUGUAAAUCAUCUGGAACUACUGUAGUUCCCAUCUCCACACCAGCCCCUGAUACACAGCUGACCUGCACAUUUGAAAAUGGCAAUCUCUGUGGUUGGAGGCAGGAUCUUGCUGAUGGACGAGAUUGGAUCUUAAGCACUGGUGAAAUUAUCAACUCUCCUUUAGGCCCUCAAGUUGACUACACGACUCACCUUUCAGGAGGUCAUUUCAUCUAUAUUGCAUCAACUGGCCCCCUGAGCCUCGUUAAUCUGUUCUCUGAAGUUUUGGAAUCCAGUGACAGUGGCAAUUGUCUUUCCUUCUCAUUUUAUAUGCAUGGCACUGCACCACCCUUCUUGAAGUUAUUUAUUCUCAAAGCUGGUGAGAAGCCUGGCAUAUCAAGUUUUCCUGAUUGGGUUCACCUUCGAGAGAUGGGAGAGACAUGGCAGCAGGUUCAUCUCUUCAUACAAAAACAAGAAUAUGCACAGUACAUAGCACUGGUUGGUAAUACACAGAACAGCAAUGGAGAUUUGGGUCACUCAGCAGUUGAUGACAUCUUGCUCACAGAUGGUUCUUGUGACAGCCUUAGAGGAAACACCUGUGAUUUUGAAACAUCAGAUCUUUGUGAAUGGACACCAACUGCUGAUCAAGGAGCAACAUGGAUUUGGAACUCAGGCCAAAAUUUGGACCACAGCAAUGGACCAAAUUCUGAUCACACAUUUGAUUCAGCUGAGGGUCAUUAUGUCUCCCUAAAACACUCAACAGACAAUAAAAAUGCAGUUGCUUAUCUUACCAGCCCAACACACCAAAGUUCAGGAGCAAUGUGCCUGCAGUUCUACUUUUUUAUGCAAGGCCGAACCAACUGGACUGGGUCCCUGAGCUUGUAUGUGAAAAGUCCAUCUGUGGAUAUCAACUUUAUAAACCCAGUCUGGAAAAUAACAGGACAUCAGGGGGAUGCCUGGAACUUGGGUGAAAAGUCUUUGAACUUUGUCAGUGAAUACCAUACUGUGUUUGCAGCAGUUGAAGCUAAUGAUGGUGGCAACAGUAUUAUAGCUGUAGAUGAUGUUGCAAUGUUAGAUAGAGACUGCCCAGCAGCUGCCACAUGCACAUUUGAAGAUGGCUACUGUGACUGGAGCAAUAUUAGAGGUUCUGAUACUAUGGACUGGGUGAUGAACAGUGGCUACACACCUACAGCAAACACUGGGCCAAAUUAUGAUCACACUCUUCAUACAGUGUAUGGUCACUACUUGUACAUAGAGACAGAUUCAGUCUUAGUGUCUUCUUCGGCUGUUUUAGAAUCGUCUCUCAUACCCUCUGGAACCUAUUGCUUCGAGUUCUACUAUUCAAUGUAUGGUAAAGAUAUUGGUGCUUUUGCAGUACGUGUUGUGAGGAAUAAUACCGUGAAUAUACUGUUUCAAAAAUUUGGGAAUCAAGGACCUGACUGGAAACUGGGUAAAGUACAGAUAUUAGAAGAGGCAGAUUUCACAAUUUCAAUGAUGGCUUUGAGUGGUAAUGGUAAUGAAGGAGACAUUGCCAUAGAUGAUACUUGGACGUCAAAGAAUGUCUGCUUUGACAACCCUGAUAAGUUUGUAUGCUCUGAUGGUGAAGUAAUCCUACAAGAACAAGUGUGUGAUUUCAUUCCCAACUGUGUGAACGGGGAUGAUGAAAUGUUUUGUGGAGACUGUAAUUUUGAAUUUGGUACAUGUGGAUGGAAUUUCCAGAUUGAAAAUGAUUAUAUAUGGUCAAGAGGACAUAAUCUAAGUAAUGAUCAUGAGUACUUAAACAUCUAUGAUCAUACUCUGGGAACAGAUGCUGGAUACUACAUCUAUGUUGCACAAUAUUCUAAUGACCAUUCUGGACCUGCUGUUAUGCUUACAGACACGCAUCACAAUGCUUAUAUUGAUUGCACCAUGGAUUUCUGGGUGCGUGAGUACUCAGACAGUUAUAAUGGUAUGCACAUACGGGUAGCAGUAAGUGUUGUCAAAGAUGGACAGGUAAGCCCAAUGUUCUACCUGAUUGACCAAGGCAACUAUGAGUGGCAGCAAGCAAGUGCCAUUCUCACAGAUUGGACAGGAGAAUUUGUUGUUCAAGUUGAAGGCCAAACAAAUGCAGGACUAUCAGAUCUCACCAUUGAUGAUAUCACCUUCUCUGGAUGUGCCAUACCAUCUCAUUCUGGAGAUUGUCCAAUGUAUAAUGUGAAAUGUACACAAACUGGGUUGUGUAUUCCAUCUGACUUCUUAUGUGAUAAUACCAAUGACUGUGGUGACUUUACUGAUGAAAUGAAUUGCGAAAGUUUCUUACCAAUGUGUACCCUUGAGGAAGAUGAGUCAUGCGACUGGAACCAAGAAUCUGAUGAGGAUGAUAUUGACUGGGUGUAUGGCAAAGGCCACACAGUAGCUGGAGGUACCACCUUUUUAACAGGGCCACCAGUGGAUCACACACUACGCCUCUCUGAUGGACAUUACAUGUAUGUCACAAGCCCAGCAUCUCACACUCAAGACAACAGACAGAGUAAAAUGACCUCUCGAGCCUGGUUUGUUAGUCCAGUCAUGAUGGAGGAUGAUGAUUCAUUUUUUUCUUGUGAGCUGCGUUUCUAUUAUUACAUGUAUGGAAUAAAUAUAGAAGAACUUAAUGUUUAUAUUCGAACAGAGAUUCAUGGAGACAAGACACUUUCUUUCACAAGGAAGGGAGAACAAGGUCAGUUUUGGGAUCGUUCUGUUGUACCCACAACUACUCAUUUACCAUUCCAGUUUGUAAUUGAGGGAGUUACUAACAACAUUGGCUUAUCAGAUAUAGCCAUUGAUGAUUUAUCAUUUACUGAAUCAUGCUUGAAAAAUAAUGAUACACUACCUGGUGGAAAUACACCUGUGCCUCCAUUUAACCCAUGUGCAGAAAAUGAGUUCUAUUGUAAUGUAGCUGGUGAAUGUAUAUCUCUAUACAUGAAAUGUGAUUGGAAGAAAGAUUGUUCAAAUGGUGUUGAUGAGGAAAAUUGUGGUGCAUGCACCUUUGAAUUUGACAUGUGUGGUUGGUCUGACGAUAGUGAAGGAAUAUUCCACUGGAGACAGAUAAUUGCUAGUGAUUUCUCUCAGUACACUCAUCCCAAUGUGGAUCAUACGUACUGUGAGGCAGAUGGUCACUUUGUAUAUGUUGAAGGUUCAGAUAAAACUAUUGGUAAAACAGCUGUACUGAUGAGCCCACCAUUGAGUCAUACAACAGGAUAUUAUUGUGAACUUCACUUUUGGCUAUUCCUUGAAAAUGGCAUGAAUGCCAACCUAAACCUCUAUUAUCACAUCUUCGAUGAUCAUUUGUUGUAUAACUUGACACAUUCUGGAAUGCAAGAAAAAACUUGGUAUGAAGUUCUUGUUGCAGCUCAACUAGUACCUUCAACUGCUUACUUCAAAAUUACAGUUACCCCAGUAUUUGACCAAACCAGUGACUGGGCAGAAUCCCAUUCUUCUCUUGCUAUUGAUGAUAUUAGCUUCUUUAACUGCAAUGAGAAUUUCCUGAACCUUGACUGUGACUUUGAUGCUGAAGGAAUCUGCACUUGGCGUCAAGAUCAAACUGAUCAGCAGGACUGGAUGAAAAGUGCCAGCAGUGUAAUUCCAGACCACACAUCUGGGGCUGGCCAUUAUGUUUUUGUUGACUUUUCACAAGAGGAUGUCAAGAAGGGUGACAAAGCAAGGCUCAUAAGUACAGUUCAAUCAAAGCCUGUUGAUGUGAGGAACAUUUUCACACUCUGGUAUUACAUAUAUGGCAGCGAUGUUGGAAAAUUCAGAGUUAUUGAAAAAAAGCAGAAUCUAAAGGAAAAUAGUACUCUUUUUGAAAUUGAUGAUUCUCAAGAGGAAAGAUGGAUUCUCUUUGAACAAGAACUGGAUACUGAUGAUGACUACUCAAUAAUUCUUGAAACAGAGUGGAGAAAAGUUGGAUCUGGUAUGGUAGCUGUAGAUGAUGUCAAAAUCACAUCAAAAGUGCAGAAUUCAUUAUGUGAUUUUGAGAUUGAUUUUUGCCAGUGGCAGUCUAGCAGUGGUGAUACAACACAAUGGAUUAGAGGGCGUGGGCAACAGAAUAAGACAGGCACUCCUUUAGUGGAUCACACUCAUAAUACUAUGAUGGGAUAUUAUGCAUACCUAAAUCAAAUUGAUAGUCCUGGAAAAGUUGGAACCCUUACCUCUCCAGAAUAUCGGUAUGUAGGUGUUCAGUGCCUUAGAUUUUGGUAUCAUGUUUUAGGAGAUAAUGUUGGUUAUAUUUCUGUCCAGGUUGCAGACCAAGGUGGUUCUGGAGUAUUUGACAGUGUUUGGUCUCAUGAGAACAAUACUUUUGAAAUGUGGUCAUUAGGCAUGGUGACCCUACCUACCUUACAGAUGUUUAUUGUUCGUUUUGAAGGAAUAACUGGAGCAAACAGUGCAAGUGUUAUUGCACUUGAUGAUGUGGAAUUUUUACCUAAUGUAUGUCCAAGAACUCAUGAGUGUGACUUUGAGUAUGAUUUAUGUGACUGGUUCAACACUGAUGAGGAUGACACCUUUGAUUGGCAGCUAUCAUCAGGUAUUGAAGGUGGAGGUAUUCUAGUAGAUCAUACUAUUAACUUUGAGACUGGUCACUACAUGGUUGCAUCUCUCCAGAAUAAAACAAAAGGAUCAAAUGCUAAACUCUUUGGGGGUACAGUUCCUACUUAUCUCAACUGCAUGACAUUUUGGUAUUCUAUGCAACACAUAAAGAAUGCUGUACUUAAGGUCAUCUUACUUGAUGAAGGUGAUAAUAUUCCUCUAGUGAAACUUUAUAACUCAACUUUGGAUUAUCUCUGGGAGGAAGUAACUUUGACCAUUGAUAAAACACCUGACACUUAUGAAGUAAUGUUUGAGCUUUCUGCAGAAGAAGAUAUCAAAUUUUCUGAAUUUAAUUCAGUGGCAAUUGAUGACACUGCCUUUACAACAGACUGUAAACUCUCCACACUUCCUCCACCUGUUACCACUGCAGUACCUACCCACCUGCCAACCAUAUAUGAUUGUGAUUUUGAACAGGAUGAUAGUCAGACCUGUGGUUGGAUGCAGGCCACAAAUGAUGACCUUGACUGGAAUCGUUGGCAGGGAAAAGUGCCAACAGUGGAAACAGGUCCGAAAACUGAUCAUACUCUCAUGACUGAGGAUGGACACUAUAUUUAUGUUGGUACCAUAAAUGAGUUUAAACGAGAUGCUACAUUGGUUAGCCCACCAGUAGACAUGGGAGUUCAUGGGGCAUGUCUGUCUUUCUGGUUCCACAUGCACGGCUUUGAUGUAGGCAGUCUGCAAGUACAGCUGCAGCAGGUAGGCACAAAUUCUUCUAAGUCUGCAUGGCAACGUUCACAUGAGCAAGGAGAUGACUGGAUACAAGCUAAAGUGCACCUACAAGAUGUAGGAGUCAGCCAUAUAGUUCUUGUAGCUACACCAAAUUCUUAUGGCAAGGGGACUAUUGCUAUUGAUGAUAUUACACUUGACUUUGGCUUCUGUAACACUGGAAAAUUAUGUGACUUUGAGUCAGAUAAUAUAUGUCAGUUUGAGCAGUCAAUUGAAGAUGACCUAGACUGGGAAUUAGUAACAGUUUCAAGUUCUCACACAGGCAGUGAAGUAGAUCCAGAAGGAGAUCAUUCCCAACAGUCAUCACUAGGGCAUUUCCUGAAACUCUCUGGUGAAGGCUCUGCUGUAAUUUUUACUAAUGAUAUUCACCCUCAAUAUUGUUGUGUUGAGUUCUGGGUUUAUUUGAAUGGAUACCCUGGGCAUUCUUCUUCAGAUUUGCAUGUCUAUUCUCGGAUAAAUCAAAUUUUAGAGCCAAAAAUUAAUAUUACUGAUAUUAUUGGUCGUUAUUGGAGCCGUUACUUGCUACCUAUAACCACCUCUUUUUAUUAUUCAUUAGUUUUUGAAAGCCAUGUGCGGGAUAGUGGGUAUGUAGUUGGCAUCGAUGAUGUUCAACCACUACUGUCUUGUGAACCAAUGGAAGAGUGCAACUUUGAAACUGAUUUCUGCAUGUGGAAGAAUUCUGUAAAUGAGAAUCAGUUUGACUGGUCAAUAACAGCAGGAGAAGAUCUGGAUUCAAUAUAUGCUCCUAAUGUAGAUGUCACAUUGAGCUCUCCUUAUGGGAAAUAUGCAUAUGUUGACACAUAUAGGGAAAAUUCUAGUGUUGAAAAACCACGAGCAGUACUUGAGUCUAAUGUCAUAGAACCUAUGGAACUCUGCAUUAGUUUCUGGUACCAUAUCAAAGCUCAAGGAAAAUCGUCAUUAAUUCUUAGCAGCAAAGACAUAAUGAGUGAUGAAAUAUCAAACCUAUGGGAAUAUCCUUCAUCGCUCUUUGCAGAAUGGAAAUAUGAACAAGUUCCAUUUAAACAGUUCAAUCGUCACACCAUCCAGUUUAAUGCUAUUUCUGAUAGUGGAAAUGGUAUUAUAGCCUUAGACCAAGUAAAAGUGAUGUCUGGCAAUUGUUCAAACUCCACAGUGCCUGAUUGUGCUAUUAGAUGUGAUGGAGGUGCCACCUGUAUACAUGAAGAUCAAAUGUGCAACUUUAUACAAGAAUGUAAUAAUGGGGAGGAUGAAAACUUUUGUGGCUACAAUUGUACCUUUGAUGAAUAUUCUUAUAACCAGCCACCAUGUGCUUGGAGGAGUGUGAAGGAAAGUGGAUUAUUGUCAUGGUUACCACUCUCAGGCCAGCUUAAUAGUUCUUAUGGUCCUCCCUUAGACCACACAUUCUUAACACCCUUGGGUAACUAUAUGGCUGUGGCUCCAGUAACUAACAAAAUAAGAGAGGAGACAGCAGCCAUUCUGCAGAGUCCAGCACUUCAUAAUUCUGCUUCUUAUUGCCUUAUGACAUUCUGGUAUGUCAUGUAUGGAAAACCUGAUAACCUUUCCUCAACAUUUAUAGACACCUUAACAGCAAUUUUUCAAGUUGAUGACUUAUCUACUGAACUGUUAAAAAUAAGUGGAGAUAAAGGUGAUGAAUGGAUGCAUGGAGUAACAUAUAUAGGAAGAAUUUCUCCUCAGUUUUAUGUUAGAUUUGAGGGUACCAGGAAUUUGGAUAUUGAUGGCUAUAUGGCAGUUGAUGAUAUAAUGUUUGAAAGAUGUUUCCUUCCUACUCCUCAUAAACAAUCUGGAGAAUGUACAGAAUAUGAAUGCAGUAAUUUUGCUUGUGUUUCAUCCUUUGAUUGUUGUGAUUUUGUUGAUGACUGUGGUGACUCUUCAGAUGAAAUAGAUAGCUUGGCAGGGUGUGAUAACUUUGUUGGACGAUGCUCAUUUGAAGAUCAUUCCUUCUGCAGUUGGAUACAAGAAGAGCCAAAUAAUUGGCACUUAGGGUCACCAAGUGUACAAGACAUCAUACCACAGCGGGACCACACUCUCAACACAGCCACUGGUUCCUUUAUUUUUGUUAGUGAUUUUGACAGCAACAAAAAUACUACUGUUGCUACUCUACUUAGUCCAGUUAUGAGAUGGAAAGAUGAAAUGAUAUCUCCAUGUGUUCUCCGCUUUUUCUAUUAUAUAGAUGGGCCAGCAGAGCAGUAUUUAUCUGUUUCAUCAAGAAAUACUUCUGAUGGGCCAUUAAACCUAGAGUUGACAAUUUCAAAAGCUGUUGGGUCAUACUGGGAACGUGCAGAAAUUUUAUUGGCAUCUCCUGAUAUAUUACAUAAGCCAUUUCAGUAUAUUAUCAAGGGAGAAAGAUUAGUGUCUGAAAAUGAAAAAAAUUCAGUUAUUGCACUUGAUGAUUUAUCAUUCACUGAAUCUUGUGUGUUGUCAAAUGAUGUUUUACCAACAGCUUCACCAAGUUCAUCAACCACUACAUCAGGAACAUGCAACAAUCAGUUCCAGUGUGAGAAUGGAGAAUGUAUCCCAGUGGACUAUGUCUGUAAUUUUGUGGCUAACUGCAUGGAUGGCAGUGAUGAAGCACUGUGUGCAGAAUGCACAUUUGAAAGCAAUACUUGUGGAUGGAGUGAUGUAAGUUAUGGCUCCUAUGGCUGGAUCCAAGAUGAACCUAGUGUUGAAGGUCGUGAUGGCAAAGUUAUGAUUGUUGAAAAAAUAUCUGGCAGCUCUUCAAAGGUAGCCAAUCUCAUCAGUGUCCCUCUUGGACCCUCUGCUGCAAGCUGCACCAUGAGCUUCUUUUACUAUAAACAUAAGGGGAAAGAUGAUGAAACAGGUCUACAUGUGAAUCUUAAAACAAAUAGUGGUAAUGAAUACACAAUUUGGUAUGUGCUUACUGAUAUGAAUGCCACAUGGCAUGAACAAGUAGUUGGCAUUGGUGAACAUGAAGUAGGAUGGAGCCUCCACUUUCAAGCCAGUCAUUAUGACACAGAGGGAUUAAUUAUGAUAGACAGUGUUCAUUUUGAAAACUGCUCUAAGCCAAGUUCCACAAUAUGCAAGCCACAUGAGUAUCGAUGUGACAAUGGUGUUUGUGUUAGUAUAGAUAAAUUCUGUGACUUUAACGAUGAUUGUGGUGAUAGUACUGAUGAAAUACCAGCUUUUUGUAAAAAUUACCCGGAAAGAUGUAAUUUUGAAGAUGAUUUCUGCAAUUGGAAAUUAGAAAACAGUGAUCUUGAAUGGAUACGUAAAACAGGUAAAAUGGUGUCUGAGGAUGUUGGACCAGACUACGAUCACACCUAUGGAAAUGAAACUGGUUAUUAUUUAUAUCUUGGGAGUGGAGAUGGAAGCAAAGGGAAAAUUGGUGAAAUAUCAAGUGCUGCAUUUUAUCCAACUACAUCUGGAUUAUGCAUCUUUAGAUUCUGGUAUAUAAUGAGAGCUAACCAAGGUGCCACAUUAACAGUUUUUGCUGAAGAAACAUCCAGUUACUCAUUUACAUAUAUUCCAUCAUCUAAGUUAUUUGAAACAAAUGGUUCUGUGGAAUAUUUAUGGACAAAAGCAAGUGUUCCUGUGAGCUAUACAAGAUACUUCAAAAUUUUGCUGGAGGGAAAGGUAGGUGAGGAGUUCAGUGGAGAUAUAGCUAUUGAUGAUGUGUCUUUCACAACAGACUGCAAGCCUGCUAGCACUCUACCAACUGUCUCACCAACUCCAGGUUUAUGUCCACAAGGAAAAUACUAUUGUUACUCUGGUGAGUGUAUCUCUAACUCUAAAGUUUGUGACUUCCGCUAUGAUUGCAGUGACUCCAGUGAUGAAAUAGCCUGUCCAUCUGAUUGCAAUUUUGAGGUUAAUAACUGUGGUUGGCACGAAGCAGUUAAUGAUGAGCUUGACUGGGUGCUCGCCAAGGCUGAUGAUAGUCAGUUUGGUACAAAUAUAGAUGGUCCCCUUGUUGAUGAAACACACAACGAAGAUGGUCAUUUCCUGCUUCUUUACAAAACAAGUGAUCAUUUGCUAUAUGACAAAGGUCUUUCUUUUACUCACUGGUACCAAAACUCAGCACCAGACUGCCACUUCAUAUUCUGGUACUUUCAGAAUGGAAUCCUGGGCUCCAAUAUUGUACUGAGGCUCAAUUCAACACCAUAUGAUAUUACAAAUUUGACAUUCUUUAAUGGUGACAUUGGUGAUGGAGAGUGGCAAAAGGGGGAAGUGGGUAUUGGAAGACAAAAACGUCCCUUCCAACUUUCGCUUUAUAAGGAACCAGCUGAAGAUUACUUUGGAAGAUUUGCCGUUGAUGAAACUUCUUUUCACCAGAGUUGCCACUAUCCAGACCCAUCAGAUAAUGGAUGUCUCAUCAGUGAAUUCCAUUGCCAACUUACAAAGGUCUGCAUCCUGACUGAAAAACUGUGUGAUUUAAAUGAUGACUGUGGAGAAAAUGAGGAUGAAGCAGUGGGUGAAUGCCUUGGAUAUCACUUUUUUACGUUUGAGGACAGCAAAUGGCAAGAGUGGUUCUCUCAAGGCAAAGAUGGUAUCGAUGAUGACUUUGACUGGACCUUAUGGAGUGGUAGCACAGACAUCUUAGGCACAGGUCCUAAUUUCGAUCAUACAACUUCAAGCUAUGCUGGUCACUACAUGUACCUUGAAACGUCUCAUCCUCAGCAGUAUAAUGAAAAGGCCUGGCUGGUAAGCUACCUUAUUAUAGCUGGCCCAGACUGCACCAUUACAUUUUAUUCCCAUAUUUAUGGCACCAGUAUUGGGUCACUCACAGUACUGAUACGCAAUGAGUCACAGUCAGAUACUGCAUCGAUAUUGGCUGUAAAUACAAAUGGAAAUUUUUGGGUUAAGCAGACCUUAGCACCAACCUUGCUACCACAGAAGAGACCUUUCAAUUUGAUCAUUGAAGGCAAGGUGGGAGAAAAGGAACUAGGAGACAUCGCCAUUGAUGACUUUGCCUUCUCACCAGACUGCAGACUUUAUGGUCAACCUGAUCGAAACUGUACUUUGGAAGAGCAUGAAUGCAGUGACGGAACAUGUUUGCCUUUGAAGAGUCGCUGUAAUUUUGUUGUUGACUGUCCAAAUGGAGAUGAUUCAGAUGAAAUAGGAUGUGUCUCUCAGAAGUGCACAUUUGAAGGUCAAGACCUAUGCCACUGGGAAAUAAAGGCAAAUCAACAAAGUCUUAUUCAUGCUCCUCAAACUGACACAUUCACGUGGAAGUUGCUUCGUGGAGAGGAUCCUGUAGAUAAUGAAGAACAAUUAUCAUUUAAGCCUGAUGUGGAUCAUACCCAUGGAAAUGGCUCUAGUUAUUUUGUCUUUACCUCGGCUUCUGAAGGACAAUAUGAAUCUGCAACUGAUCUUAUGACUACCAUUGCCAUUGGUGAAUCAAGUACCACCUGCCGCCUCAGAAUGUGGUACUGGAUGGUUGGACCUCAGCCAGGUUCACUUCAUCUUCAACUCAUUUCUGCUUCUAAUGAGGUUACUGAAGCAUGGAUGGUAGAUAGCAGCCAAGGAUUUACGUGGAUAUUGGUAGAGAUACCAUUAAAACAUUUGUUUAGUCAGUAUGUGUCCUUACGUGUGCAGCGAGGAGUGGAUUAUGAAGGAGCCACUUCUCUUGAUGAUGUAGAGUAUAUUGACUGUGUUCCACCUUCAUCGCCCCCUAUAGGGUUGACUUGCAUCGAGCUAGGGAUGUUCCAGUGCAGAUCUGGUGCCUGUGUUGAUGAAGGAAAGGUCUGUGACUAUUCUAAUGACUGCUUUGAUUCCUCUGAUGAGCAGAGCUCCACAUGCUCUCCAUACAAGUUCCGAUGUAAUUUUGAAGACGGUUUGUGUAGUGACUGGAAGCCAGAGACUGAAAAUACUGGUAACUGGAUACUUUUGCAGGCAUCAUCAGAUGUGAUUGGAACAUUACCUGCUUAUGAUCACACAUUGUCUACUACAAAUGGACACUAUCUGAAGUUUAAUGGUGACAUACUGCAUAAUCGCACCACUGUUGCCCAGAUCCGCUCUCCAGUUAUACAAGGCAUUUCCAGAGAAUGUUUCUUCAGAAUGUGGUACCAGUUUCUUGGUAAUAAACCUGGAAUCAUCAGUGUUUACAAACGAUAUACUUAUUAUGAAAAUGGGUUAGAACUCCUAACACAGCUUGAUACGACUGUGAAAAAUGUAUGGCUAAAAAUCAAUCUUCCACUACAUAAUAAUAGUAAUUUGCAGGAUUAUGUGGAAGGGCCUACAACCUGUAGCAAUGGCAAAUGUUAUUACCCUACAGAAGCCUGCAACUUUAAAGAUGACUGUGGAGAUGGAACAGAUGAACGGGACUGUACCAAGAGUUGUGAUUUUGAAAAGGAAGACUUGUGUGGCUGGUUUGAGAGUAGUGCAAACUCCAUUCACUGGAUCCGGUCAGGCUUCCCAGCUUUACCACCUGGUCCUUUGGCAGAUCACAGUCACUCUAAUGUUACACAUGAUCUUGUCACUUCAAAAAAUGAGGGUGAAGGAGGACAGGUAGCUGUUUUAGAGAGCACUACUUUCACCUCUGUGGGUCGUGACUGUACUUUGGAUUUCUGGCACUUCUUGGCUACUGAUACCAAUGAAGAAUCCACUCUGACUCUAUUUAGGAAAACCGAAGAAGAUGAAGCACAUGGACUACCAGCAGAAACCUUAUGGGUGGGAACAUCUUUAUAUUCAAAUGGUUGGUCAAGAGAAUACAUACAUAUUAAUGGAAAGAGGGACUUCACCCUACAUUUUAAAGCCAAUCAUGGUCCAGGGGGAACACAUAUAGCUGUUGAUGAUAUCCAAUUUAGACUUUGUGAACCAACCAUUGGAGAAUGUCAGACCAGCACAGACUUCCAGUGUAUUGAUGGCUCGUGUAUUCCCUAUCAGUAUGUCUGCGAUGCUAAAUAUGAUUGCAUAGAUAAGAGUGAUGAAUAUAAUUGUACAUAUGUGGAGGUUACUCAGUUAGAAAGCCCCAAGUUAAUGCUCAGAUAUUACGUGUACGUUUCAAGGAAAAAUGCAGAACCAUAUCAGUUGGCUAGUCUUGUGGUUGACUACCUGUACCCAGCCUCUGAGAAUGUGUGUUAUAUUCGAUUCUGGUAUUACAUGCAUGCAGAUGCUGACAUUGUUUCCUCUAAUGUUGAUGUGGGAACUCUAAGGGUGAACCUGGAGGUGAGGAGUGGUCAGCGAAUUACUGCAGUGUCUAUCAGUGGUAAUUAUGAUGCUCUGUGGAGGACGAAAGUGGUAUUAAUCAACAUGGACAAAAGUUAUACUGUGUUCUUUGAGGCUGAAACUGGAAUGUCUAAAUACACUUAUAUUGCCUUAGAUGAUGUCUCUUUCACUCCUGAAUGUAAAACUGGUGUUGGCCCACCACCAAUCAACAGCUCUUGUGAGCUUGAUGAGCUGAAGUGCAAGACAGGAGAGUGUGUUCCUGCAGCUUUCUUCUGUGACUGCUUUGCAGACUGCAUUGAUGGCUCUGAUGAAGUUGACUGUAGUACUGCAUGUACAACAGUGGUGACACGUCCAACGAUAAAAACAACUCCAAGUUCCAACAUAAGCACCGUUACCACUACCACUACACAAAAUCCCAGUGCCUGUCGUGAUACAGAGUUUGCAUGUGAUGACAUACUGCAUACCUGUAUUCCAUCUCUACUUCUCUGUGAUGGGAUCUCAGAUUGUCCAAAUGAUGGUGACGAGAACCUUUGCCCAGAGAAGACCCCUUGUGACCCUGGGUUCUUCUACUGUGCUGACCGCUUUAUGGAGAUUCCAUGUAUGAGGGUGUCUAACUUGUGUGAUGGAAAGGUACAGUGCCUAGCUUACAAAGCUGAUGAGUCUCUUUGUGGACAGUGUCCUGACUACUACUGCCAAAAUAAUGGGGACUGUGCUGCUGUAAAUGGAGAUGCCCCUGUCUGCAGGUGCACUGACAAGUACAAGGGAAACCGGUGUGAGUUAUUAGUUCCACUGACUACCACCAUACCACCAACCACCACUUCCCCACCCUUCCCUAGUAGUGGUGGUGGGCUCAGCGCAGGUGCUAUUGUUGGCAUCAUCCUCGGAGUCCUCGUCUUCAUCAUUCUACUGUCAGUAAUUGCCUAUUAUUUUAUAAAAAAGAGACAGUACCCACCACUGAGAGAGGAAAGCAACUGGGAUGAUCCUCGCCAUCAGCCCUACUUUGGGUUGGACAUGCCACAGCCUGCUGAAGAUGAAUACCCAUUGGAGGACCUCAGUGAAUCUAAUACUGCUGAAGGACUGUCUAAAUCAACCUCUAACAAACCUGUAUCAGAUUUGUAGGUCAUAAAUGUAUAGAUAUUAUUGGUAGUGAUGAUAUAAUGAACAUCUCAUUAAUGCAUUUUUGAAGUAUUUGCACCUAUCCAAAUUCUAGGAAAUAACGGUGACUAGUAGUCUUAGAUGGGCUAUUUUUAUAGGACACUUUCUCUAAAAUAAACUUCUGUAGUUAUAUUAAGGGCAGAAGUAUAGAACUAUCAAAACUAACAAGUGUGCAUAAAAAAUCACAUCCUAUAACCUCAUUCAGUGUACUCUAUGAUUUAGUCGAGAACAGCCCAAUGAUGCAAAAUCAACUAAUAGCAUACUACACCAUGACCCAGAAUACAGUCAUCUUCGGUAUAAGGUUUUGGAAUGUUUUGUACUCUAGAAAUAGUAACUCUUUUGACAAGCAUUAAUAUCAAAAUGUGCUUAAUGUCUUUAACAGUUAAAACAGAUUUUGAAAUUAUCCUCUUCACAUUUUGAAAGAACAGUGACAGAAAUUGACAUUUUUUAAAAUAACCACUUUCAAUUUGAACUAUCUGAACUUUGACUCAAAGGACAAUCUUUGUAGAAUAUAAGUGACACUGGUUCUGCUAAUGCCAUUCUACUGGCGGCAGUUACAUUUUUUUUUUUCGUGUGUGCAUGUGUGAGUGAGCGAGCGAGUCUCGUGUAUUUUCAGUACCAGAAAGAAUAGCAUAGGACUGACCAUUCUUGCAUCAACAUUCUUUUGGAAAUGCUUUUAAAAUUUCAACAGCUCUACAUUUAAGACAGUUCAAUAAUUUUAAUUUAUAUGGGAACAAUGUAACAUUUCAUAAUUUCAAAUUUCUAAGCUACACAGCAUUGAGGGAAACUAUUCAUUUAAUACACUAAGAAUGCAAUAUAAAAAUAGUCCAUCUUAAAACAAAUAUGUAAUAAUGAAGAUGUAUACUGCUGCACUGAAUGUGGUCCAAACAUUCCAUGGAGGGUAUAUUCACCUUCCACAAGAAACUCUUAUUCAAUCUUGUAGUAUUUCUUCGGUUUUCAUAUUGUUUCAAUAAAACUGUGAACUAGUAAUAGUGUAUAAAUAAAGUAAAUUAGAUGUAUUAGUCAUUAACUGUAAUACUCAUCAGCAGAAAAUUCACCACCCUGAACAUUACUUUUUCCUCUGAGAUUUAACAACUUUUUUCCCCUCCAACUUUUUUUUUUUUUUUUUUUUUCCUUCCCAGCCCUUUACCUCACCUGACUGUCCAAUAUGUUCAGUUUACAUAUUUGAUUUGCUACAUCCAUUUUGUAAAUAUUCACUGCCUGUCCUACACUCUCCACAAGCCUCAGGAUAUGUUGAAAUUUUUUCAACAAUAAAUAUAUUGAACACCAGAGA
This is a messenger RNA of Cherax quadricarinatus, 23535 nucleotides long. Lineage: Eukaryota; Metazoa; Arthropoda; Malacostraca; Decapoda; Parastacidae. The record is from RefSeq and is a predicted model, not a curated record.